Molecule: messenger RNA, 1629 nt
Organism: Penicillium waksmanii
Lineage: Eukaryota; Fungi; Ascomycota; Eurotiomycetes; Eurotiales; Aspergillaceae
Exons: 7
Coding region: 1-1629 (542 amino acids)
Biological process (GO): acyl-CoA metabolic process; fatty acid catabolic process
Cellular component (GO): peroxisomal matrix
Molecular function (GO): fatty acyl-CoA hydrolase activity
Source: RefSeq, a predicted model, not a curated record
AUGCAGGCCACUCUAUUUGAUGGUCCAAGGAUCACACCUAGGAAUUCUACUACACAUGCGAAACACGUUUCGAAGCCCUGGCGGCUGAUGACAGCUGCUUCGGCUAUUUUGCUGCUGCUUGGAUAUCUUAUUCUCCCCGUGGUCUUCAGCGACGCAGACGAUACGAUACGAAUUGAUCAAACCGCGUCGGCCGUGUUCGCCUUGUUCUUCAUCGGGAUAGGAUAUACUGCCUCCAUAGCCAUCGCCUUUUUCCAGCGCCAGAAGAAGGCAUUUCUUCUGCGUUCUAUCUUCGUGCCCUACUUGACGAUAAAUCUUUUGUCCCUAUUCAAUGUUAUUUUCAACAUCCUCAGUCGUGGCCUUGUACCGCUCAGCGCACUCCGAGUUGUUGGGAUUGGACUCCCUAGUACAUUCUCUGUGAUAUACGGACUCUCGGCAUUCUUGAUCUAUCGCGAAUACGGUCCUCCCGACGAGCAGGUGGAAGACGACACCCCUUUACUAGUACGCGUCAAUCCCGAAGAUCUGACCCGAACACAGUUGCGACGGCUGUUAGAAGAAAGAAACUCUGGAGCCCCAUCACCCGAUAUUGUUCAUAGCACCUAUCGAUUAGAUUUGCCCGAUCCUCCGCCGCAGGAUCAUUCCAAGGCGGCCAUUGAGAAUGUGCUGGAUCUGACGCCAGUCGUGGACCUCGGCCCAGAUGUAUUCACCAACACCAGGCCGCUCUGGCACCCCCCUGGAGCUCGAGGCAUCUAUGGCGGCGCCGCUAUCGCCCAGUCUCUAUCCGCCGCGAUGCGCACCGUCCCCGCCGAUUUCGCCGUACACAGCAUGCACUGCUAUUUCGUCCUAGCCGGAGAUUCAGAAAUCCCUAUCCUCUAUCAUGUCGAACGCGUGCGUGACGGACGAAGCUUCAUUACCCGAACUGUGCAGGCGCGCCAACGCGGUCGUCCCAUCUUCACGACGACGCUCAGCUUCAGCCGCGUCGGUAGCGGAGGUGAGAAAACGCUGAACCAUGCGGUCCCGAAACCUGAUGUACCCCUCCCACAACCGGUCAUUUCCGGCACAGUCAAAGCGCUGAGUGAAGCCGGCGGUGGUCCUUUUGAGUCCCAGAAAGCGGGCAUCGUGAACCGUGCCUCCUAUCCCGAAGAUAAGAAGAUGCGGCGAUUUGUCCGGGCGCGUGGUCAUAUCUCUGAUGAGGGUGGCUUCCAAGCUCAUCUUUCCGCGCUCGCCUAUGUUACCGAUAGCUUCUUCAUUGGGACAGUCGCUCGAAACCCCUCUGAUCUUGAUGACGAAGAUAUCACCAAGGCUCUGAAGGAACUGAAGGAGGAAGAGGCAACCGAUCUCCGACGACGACUCGAAGGAGCUCUCAGCGAUGCCACCAGUGGCAAGAAUCAACAACAACACAAGGAGGUCGGCAUGAUGGUCAGCCUGGACCACUCAAUAUAUUUUCACAAUCCUCGAGCUUUCCGGGCCGAUGAGUGGAUGUUGAUCGAAAUGGAGAGCCCGUGGGCUGGCGAGGGUCGAGGAUUGGCUCUUCAAAAGAUCUGGUCGAAGGAUGGCGUGCUGAUUGCCACAUGCACACAAGAGGGCGUUGUUCGUUUGAAGCAAGAUAAACCACCCUUGGCGAAGAUUUAA